Aspergillus aculeatinus CBS 121060 is the source of this 507-nucleotide messenger RNA. RefSeq lists its product as uncharacterized. The record is from RefSeq and is a predicted model, not a curated record. The coding region runs from base 1 to 507 and encodes 168 amino acids. The transcript has 2 exons. Lineage: Eukaryota; Fungi; Ascomycota; Eurotiomycetes; Eurotiales; Aspergillaceae.
AUGUCUGCUUUACUGGAAUCUCCUACCAGCAACGGAAGCGUGGGUCGAAGGCGACAGGCCACAGCUGCUCUUCUGGGACCUAUCCUUUGGCUUGGGGACAAUGAAAUUUACAAGACCUUGCGUCUGGUAAAUACGAAGGACAGAACAUUCCAAGCCGCCAACGUGACCCAACUUCUUUGCGAAGGGCUAGAUCUGGACAAGAAGCAGGUGAAUGAGAAGGGGUCGUCCGGGUGUGGAAAGAUUGGAACUUUGCGCGUCGGUUUGAUUAUACUCACGCGCGCUCGCGCUGUCUUGAAGGAUCUAGGACUCGACCAGGAACUCUGGGGAGAAAUUAUGAAGGGAGUCGUAUUUUUGAAGCAUAUGUCGCCCAUGAAGAACCAGACAAUUACGGCCUGGGAGGCACUUCGUGAAGAACGACCCAACAUCUCCAGCCUACGCAUUAUCGGUUGUCACGGCACGAUGACGAUCCCUGCAGAGGUCAGGAACGUCCGCGUGUGGGAGGAGUGA